CAAAAGUGGCGGUGUGAUAGAGAACCUGUGGAUCGACACAGACGGCAUUGGCCACCUUCUCCAACACUAUCAGUUCGGCAUGAUCGAUUGUUUCAUGUCGGGAAAUCACGUAGAUUGCACGCUCUUUACAUCUGCCAUCUGCCGAUAUACUCAGGCACGAAUACAGUACACCAACAUGACGGUUGAAGAAUAG
This is a messenger RNA of Haemonchus placei, 193 nucleotides long. NCBI's taxonomy places the organism in Eukaryota, Metazoa, Nematoda, Chromadorea, Rhabditida, Trichostrongylidae. The record is from the annotation of a GenBank genome assembly.